AUGAUCUGUUAGUGCGUGCCACGGCCCCCGCACUCGGAGUCGCAACGCUCUUCACCUGCGACCUGGCCUUGUGGGCUUUGAAGUAUGAGGUGGGGGCGAAGAGGCUUUUUUAACCAGCCUUUCAAGAUGGCGACCCGCUAGUCACGUGCCGCCCACAGGACGCGAUUGGCCGACGCGCGGCGCUGGGCGGGGCCUGCGGGGCGGGGCGGGUGCCGGCUCCUGCCGCUACUGUUUGCUUGAGCGUCCUGGCGCGCCCCCGUGAGCCGCCUCCCGCGCUGCGCGCCCCCGCCGCUCCGAAUGUUGUGAAUCAAAACGUGGGGCUGGUUCCAUCCGGCCGCCGCGGACAGUUCUUAAAGGGCCAGCCCACCGGAGAGCACAGCUGCGUCCUGCGCCGCCCUUCUCUCGGGCCCGGGCUGGGGAGGCGGAAGACAGAGCAGGCUCGCGAAGGAGCGGGCGCUUCACCGUCCGCACCCCGCAUCGCGAACAAAGGAGCCCGCGUGUGGUCGGACGGCUGCCGGGUUGUGAGCCCCGGCCCUCCACCUCCCUGCCCUCCUGAUGAGACCAUGGACUCUGGCAGUGACUAAGUGGCCACCCUCUGCCCCUGUGGGUCACUGGCGAGUCUCUACAAGACCUAGCAGCAGUCCAGGCCAGCUCUGGGGAAGCCUUGGCCACGAGGGGCCCCUGGCCAGCCCACCUGCCCAGGAUGAGCACUUACCCUCCCAGCAGCUGCUGCCCCGACCACCAAACCUCUCUGUAGAGGAGCACCGAGCCUCAGCUCCUGCCGGCAGGAGCCCCCGAAUGCUGCACCCAGCCACCCAGCAGAGCCCGUUCAUGGUUGAUCUCCACGAGCAGGUGCACCAGGGACCUGUCCCUCUGUCCUACACAGUCACCACGGUGACGACCCAAGGCUUCCCUUUGCCUACAAGCCAACACAUCCCUGGCUGCAGUGCCCAGCAGCUCCCAGCAUGCUCCGUGAUGUUCAGUGGGCAGCACUACCCCGUCUGCUGCCUCCCACCUCCGCAGCUGAUCCAGGCGUGUACCAUGCAGCAGCUCCCUGUACCCUACCACACCUACCCCCACCUCAUCUCCAGUGACCACUACAUCCUCCACCCGCCACCGCCAGCCCCACCGCCCCAACCUACCCACAUGGCACCGCUUGGGCAGUUUGUAUCCCUGCAGACCCAGCACCCACGGAUGCCCCUGCAGCGGCUGGACAAUGAUGUGGACCUUCGAGGGGACCAGCACCCCCUGGGGAGCUUCACUUACUCCACCUCUGCCACUGGCCCAGCCUUGUCGCCCUCAGUGCCCCUUCACUACCUACCCCAUGAUCCACUGCACCAGGAGCUGUCCUUUGGUGUGCCAUAUUCCCACAUGAUGCCACGAAGACUGAGCACACAAAGAUACCGCCUGCAACAGCCGCUGCCCCCGCCCCCGCUGCCACCGCCACCGUCCUACUACCCAAGCUUCCUGCCCUACUUCCUUUCAAUGCUGCCUAUGUCACCAACCACCGUGGGCCCCACCAUCAGCCUGGAUCUGGAUGUGGAUGAUGUGGAGAUGGAGAACUAUGAGGCUCUUCUGAACCUGGCUGAGAGGCUGGGAGAUGCCAAGCCCCGAGGCCUCACCAAAGCAGACAUAGAACAACUGCCGUCAUACCGCUUUAAUCCUGACAGCCAUCAGUCUGAGCAGACUCUGUGCGUGGUCUGCUUCAGUGACUUCGAGGUUCGGCAGCUGCUCCGAGUCCUCCCCUGCAACCAUGAAUUCCACGCCAAGUGUGUUGACAAGUGGUUGAAGGCCAACCGGACCUGUCCCAUCUGCCGGGCGGAUGCCUCCGAGGUGCCCAGGGAGGCUGAGUGAGGCUCCACAGCCACCCACAAGAACCCUGCCCAAAGCUCCGGAGACGGGUGGGGGGAGCAGGGAGUGGCCCAGGGAGAACUGUAAGGGAGGGGCCAGGCCUGUCAGCAUUCCCACCGCAACUCCAGAGCUGGUGCCAGGGUCAGUCCUGGAGAAGCCCCUGCAAUAAGCCCCUGCAUUUGCCAAGCUCCAAAGACUCCUUCCCCAAUCUGCCUGCCUGCCUGCCUGCCCGCCACGGAGCUGCCUGAGUGUCCCCAACUCAGUCUGCCUCGUAUUUGCCCCCGGGUCCUUCUUCCUGCUGGCUCUGGGGGGCAGGAGUCCAUUCCCCAAGUGUGGUGGCUGCUGUGAUUCCCCAGGCCCCAGAAUGGGCAAAGGAAUAGCCACCCUGGGUCAACUGGUCUCCUGUACUGACAUGACGUGUCCUUCCCUGUCCUAGUGGGACUGCCAGGUGUGUGGGCAGGUAGUAGCCAGAGACCAUUUCCUGAGUCCUGUUUGGUCCAGACAGACGCAGGCAGUCAGCCCUGCCUCCGCUACUGUAUGGUGUGGGCCUGACUCCCAGGACCCUUACCCCAGGCACACGCUCCAGCCCACCCCCAGGCUGGAGGAUCCCAGCCAGGCUCCAUGAGCAAAUGGGCCAGGGCUCCAAGCUGGAUCCAUUGUGUUCUGCAGCAGCAGGGCCGCGAUCCGGGCAUGUCCUUGUGUUUCUGGUGGCCGCCCCUCUACCAGUGACAAUGUCAGACCCGUGCUCGAUCUUCCCCCUCUGUCGUUUUGCAUGAAUGUGAGGAACAGCAGUUUUUGUUUAUUCAUUUGGCCCAAAAUUGCGUGUAGGGGGUGUGGAUAUUUAAGAGGUGUUUGGUUUUUUAUUAUCUUAUUUUCCCUUUGGUUUAGUAGGAGUGGGGGCAUAGGGACCAACCGGGACCAAAUGCCCAGGGGGCAGAGUAGGGUCAGGUGGUGCCACACCAGGCCUCCACGCAUGUGCACUGGGACUGCGCUGGUGGCUGCGAGUCACAGGGCAGAGUUGGGGUGUGCUCAGCUGAUAACUGCCAUGCACUGCACUGCACAUGUCCCUAGAGCCCACCGGGCAUGUCUGCUUUUCAGGGCACCUCCUCUCCAGCCAGGGCCUGUGGGCCACCUGCCUGGGUGAGUCUCCUAGCAAUCCUGUGAGGACAGGGGUCAGGGAGGGCGUGAACCUCCACCUCAGGGGGCCCCUCCCGGCCGAUUCCUGUCCUCUGAGGUCUGGAGGAGGCUGUGUUCCUUACCCUCCUUUCAGGUUCCACUCCUUUCCUCUCCUACCGCCAACUGGGGCUGCUGCGCUGCCUGGAGUGAGCGAACCGCGUGUGGGGCCGGCACAUCCUAGCAGGCAGCCGAUGGCGCCUGCUGCCUCAGGGAUGCUCCAACCACCCUCGUUCUCGCCGCAGCCCUGCCCCACCCCAGCCUACCAGGCCCCAUUGGCCUGGUCCCACCCCACAAGAGCCCAAAGUCUUACUGUAUAUAACUCCAGGUGAUGUUUCUAUAUUUAUAGCAGUGUUGAAAAUCCACGUGUUUUACACAAAGAACCACCUUCUCCAACCCCCACCCCUUCCUCACCCCAAAAAAGGUUUUUAAACCCUUGUGGUUCCUGGGGCAGCGGGAUUGGCUCAUGGAUUGUGUCGACUGCAGUGAGGAUUCCAACAAGCAGCUACUAGGGGGAAAUACACCUUUUUUUUUUUUAAUCAUUUAAAAACGAUUUAUGAAACAAUUACUUAGGAUGUUUGUGAUUUGCCGACCUUGCUGUAGAUGCCACGCUACCAAUGAUUUCCUGUGGUGGGGGCUUGGCAUUGUUUACUCUUUAUUUACCAACUUCUGGCCUAGGCAUGACAGUGGGCACCUUCCCCCAGCACUGCUGGGCCCAGCCUGUGUUCUGUGUUAGAAAAGUUUAUAUAUAUAUAUAUAACUAAACACACACACACAUAUAUAUAUAUAUAUAAACACACGUGAUGGGGGCCCUGUUCCUUGCACAUCUUACAGUUACCUCAUUUUUCCCAUGUAUGUAUUUGAGAAAAUGCUAAUAUAUAGACAAAUGGUUCUUAAAGCUUAAAUGUGUGGUUUUUUUCCAUCCCAUUGGACUCACAUUGGUUUGUAGCAUUUAACAUAACUAGUAUGUUGUAUUAUAUAUGUGUAUACUGAUUGAAAUUUUUAACAGAUUUGUACUUUUUUUAAAAUGAAAGUUGCUAGUUCUGCUUGACCAAGUAGUGCAAUCAUUAUUUUUUUUAAUAUUGUUGCUGAUUUCAGAGGGAUAUUCACUAAUAAAUGUAUGACGUAUACAAGUGCUACCCAA
Messenger RNA from Apodemus sylvaticus (European woodmouse), 4168 nucleotides. It is a transcript of the gene Rnf44, whose product is annotated as ring finger protein 44. The transcript is spliced from 11 exons. The coding region runs from base 556 to 1854 and encodes 432 amino acids. The record is from RefSeq and is a predicted model, not a curated record. NCBI's taxonomy places the organism in Eukaryota, Metazoa, Chordata, Mammalia, Rodentia, Muridae.